CAGGUCACGCGCAUGCGCAGGGGCGCAGGCAGGCCGGCAGGCAGGCGUCUGCUGGGUGCUGGUCUUGUUGGCCGGUUUUUGCCCGGCAGCUUGAGAGGGCUAUGGCGGAGGCAGUGUUGGAAGAUGGGCUAUGCAGUUUCGUGCGGCCACUAGAGAAGCGGGACGGCACAGUGCUGCGGCUCCAACAGUACGGCUCAGGCAGCGUGGGCUGUGUGGUGUGGGACGCCGCCAUCGUCCUGGCCAAGUACCUGGAGACGCAGCACUUUUCCGGCGGCGCUGCAGCCGGGACACAGGCUCUGCGCCAGAGAUCAGUCCUGGAGCUGGGAGCUGGCACUGGCGCUGUAGGGCUUAUGGCGGCCACCCUUGGGGCAGAUGUGAUAGUCACAGAUCUCGAGGAACUGCAGGACUUGCUGAAGUUGAAUAUUAAAAUGAACGAGCAUCUCAUCACUGGUUCUGUCCAAGCCAAGGUACUGAAAUGGGGCGAAGAAAGAAAAGACUAUCUCCCUCCACCUGAUUACAUAUUGAUGGCUGACUGUAUAUACUAUGAAGAGUCUUUGGAGCCAUUGUUAAAGACUUUAAAGGAUUUCAGUGGGCCUAAGACCUGCAUCAUAUGUUGUUACGAACAACGAACUAUGGGGAAAAAUCCAGAAAUAGAGAAAAAGUAUUUUGAGGAGAGCCUCAUUGGUUAUGUGUACCACCUACUGACACUCACCAUAUGCAUCUGUAUUGACCUCUGCUUGAUAUUCAUCGUGUAGUUUCUUAGAGGAAGUAAUUCACAAGCAAACAUUGACAAUAAUUUAAACAAGCAUCAGUAUUAACUACUGUUGUACUCCCUGGGAAGUUGAGAAUUGAAUAUCAGAACAUGAAGGUGUUUAUGGGACUGCUGAUUAGCUCCUCCAGUUGGAUUUUGACUUGGAAAAGAUUCCUUUGGAGAAACAUGAUGAAGAAUAUCGGAGUGAAGAUAUUCAUAUUUUAUAUAUCAGAAAGAAAAAAUGAGAAAUGACAGCUUUGAAACCUUUCAUCAUUUUUUACAAGUUUGCAACAACUAGAUAAGCUAAACAUGUGAAUUUGGCUUAAUAAGAAUAGCAUGAAAAAAGUUUUCCUCACAUAAUCAUGACUUAUUGAAGACACUGGAUUUGAAUAAGAGAAAUAGAAAUAUGGGUGCUACUUUGAAUUCAGAAAUGAAUUCUACUAAAAGUCCUCCAAGGUGACCUUCCAGCCUUCCUAAAAGUGGUAGAUUCCCUGCAUGUUGGAUGAGACUGAUAUGUAACCAAAGCUGUUGUUUGACCCAACAUGAAAUUCUGUUUUAAAGACCAUUUAGUGGUGGAUCAUGUGUUGGGGGAAAAAAUGCUGAGACUGGAAGUCUGCUAAAGUGAUAACUUGGCAUUCUUUCAAGAAUUUGAAGAACAUUUGAUUUUAUUUCUUGAAUGGACAAUUUUUGAACCUCACAACUGUACUUUAAAUUGCUUUCAAUUUAGAUAAAUGUGAAAGGGUCUCAUGGAUUUUAGUUUUGUCCUUAAUAAGCUAGCAAUCUUUGUUUUACAAAUAUUUUUUUUAUUAUAAUUUAAGAUAUAUUUAAUACUUUAAAGCAUUCCAUGUUUGAAGACAAACUGAGCGGGUUCUCAUUUGCUUUUUAAAAAAAUUUGUUAUAAAUUUGAGAAAUACAAACAUUUCUUUGUCCAAAAAAGUAAAGAAAAAUGGGAUUAUGACACUGUGAAACUCAGUUAUGUAGAUAGUUUUAAAAAAUUGUAUAACAUGGUAGUUCCAACACUAUCAUGUAUGUCUUGUAUCUAUCUGCUUCUGAAGUUUCUUCUUUAUUUUGUUUAUUUUUUAAGGUUUCAUUAAUAUUCUUUUAAGUUACCUUUUUUUUGUUAUUACUACCUUUCCAUUUUCCUGCUUAUUAAAGUAAUUAAACAAA
Messenger RNA from Monodelphis domestica (gray short-tailed opossum), 1918 nucleotides. The record is from RefSeq and is a predicted model, not a curated record. NCBI's taxonomy places the organism in Eukaryota, Metazoa, Chordata, Mammalia, Didelphimorphia, Didelphidae.